Agelaius phoeniceus (red-winged blackbird) is the source of this 6543-nucleotide messenger RNA. NCBI's taxonomy places the organism in Eukaryota, Metazoa, Chordata, Aves, Passeriformes, Icteridae. The record is from RefSeq and is a predicted model, not a curated record.
UGUAUAUAGAACUAUAACUGGACAAUUGCAUUUCAAUACUGUUUAGUAACACUUUUGAAUGUUAAAUCAUUUGCCAAGAUGAGUGCUGAGGGAUAUCAAUACAGAGCUUUAUACGACUACAAAAAAGAGCGAGAAGAAGAUAUUGACUUGCACUUAGGAGAUAUAUUAACUGUGAAUAAAGGUACCUUACUAGCACUUGGAUUCAGUGAAGGGGAAGAAGCAAAGCCUGAGGAAAUUGGUUGGUUGAAUGGCUUUAAUGAAACCACAGGGGAGAGGGGGGAUUUCCCAGGAACUUAUGUAGAGUACAUUGGAAGAAAAAAAAUAUCUCCCCCCACUCCAAAGCCUCGUCCUCCUCGGCCUCUUCCAGUAGCACCAAGUCCUGCAAAAGCUGAAUCAGAGAGUGAGCAACAAGCUUUUUCACUUCCAGACCUUACAGAGCAGUUCACACCUCCUGAUGUUGCUCCACCAAUUCUUGUCAAGAUAGUAGAGACAAUUGAAAAGAAAGGUCUGGAGUACUCAACUUUGUAUGGAGCACAAGGCUCAAGCAGUGCAGUGGAAUUAAGACAAAUUUUUGAGUGUGAUGCCUCUUCAUUAGAUUUAGAGACAUUUGAUGUUCACGCUUUAUCAGAUGCUCUCAAGAGGUAUAUCCUGGACCUGCCAAAUCCCAUCAUUCCAGCAGCUGUUUACAGUGACAUGAUUUCUGUAUCUCAAGAAGUGCAAAGCUCAGAGGAAUAUGCUCAGUUGCUGAAGAAACUGAUCAGAUCUCCAAAUAUACCUCCUCAGUAUUGGCUCACACUCCAGUAUUUGCUCAAACAUUUCCUCAGAGUUUGUCAAGCCUCCAGCAAAAAUCUUUUGAAUGCAAGGUCUCUGGCUGAAAUUUUCAGCCCUCUGCUCUUCAGAUUCCAGAUAGCAAGCUCUGAUAAUACAGAACACCACAUAAAAAUCCUAGAGGUUUUAAUCACAAGUGAAUGGAACGAGAGACAGCCCGUACCAGCACUGCCUCCUAAGCCACCGAAACCUAAUACCGUAACUAACAAUAGCAUGAAUAACAACAUGUCAUUACAAGACGCUGAAUGGUACUGGGGGGAUAUCUCAAGAGAAGAAGUAAAUGAGAAGCUUAGAGACACAGCUGAUGGUACCUUUUUGGUACGAGAUGCUUCAACCAAAAUGCAUGGGGACUACACACUGACACUGAGGAAAGGAGGAAAUAACAAAUUAAUCAAAAUUUUUCACCGAGAUGGAAAAUACGGCUUUUCUGACCCAUUAACGUUCAACUCUGUGGUCGAGCUAAUAAACCACUACCGGAAUGAGUCUCUAGCCCAGUAUAAUCCUAAACUGGAUGUAAAAUUACUCUAUCCAGUAUCUAAGUACCAGCAGGAUCAAGUUGUAAAAGAGGAUAGCAUUGAAGCAGUAGGAAAGAAAUUACAUGAAUAUAAUACCCAGUUCCAAGAAAAAAGCAGAGAAUAUGACAGACUCUAUGAAGACUACACAAGAACAUCUCAGGAAAUUCAAAUGAAAAGAACAGCCAUCGAGGCAUUUAAUGAAACAAUAAAAAUAUUUGAAGAGCAGUGCCAAACACAGGAAAGAUACAGUAAGGAAUACAUUGAAAAAUUUAAACGAGAAGGAAAUGAAAAAGAAAUACAAAGAAUCAUGCACAACUAUGAAAAACUGAAGUCUCGGAUAAGUGAAAUUGUGGACAGCAGGCGUAGAUUAGAAGAAGAUUUGAAAAAGCAAGCAGCUGAAUAUAGAGAGAUAGACAAGCGUAUGAACAGCAUUAAGCCAGACCUCAUACAGCUGAGGAAGACAAGAGAUCAGUACUUGAUGUGGCUGACUCAAAAAGGCGUUCGGCAAAAGAAGCUAAAUGAAUGGCUUGGAAAUGAAAAUGCAGAAGACCAAUACUCUAUGGUAGAAGAUGAUGAGGACUUGCCCCAUCAUGACGAGAGAACAUGGAAUGUGGGAAAUAUCAAUAGAAGCCAAGCUGAAAAUCUGCUGCGGGGAAAACGAGAUGGAACAUUCCUUGUUCGAGAGAGCAGCAAACAAGGCUGCUAUGCCUGCUCUGUUGUGGUGGAUGGUGAAGUAAAGCACUGUGUCAUAAACAAAACACCUACUGGGUAUGGAUUUGCAGAGCCAUAUAACUUGUACAACUCGCUCAAAGAACUGGUGCUACAUUACCAACACACAUCACUUGUGCAGCACAAUGACUCUCUCAAUGUCACGCUAGCCUACCCAGUAUAUGCACAGCAGAGGCGAUGAAGAUCCUGAUACUCUGGGUUGUUUGUUGGUUUUUUUAAAGAAAUUAUAUGGCAACGUUGAGGCCUCUGGAGAGAAAAGGCUUCUUUCAGCUUUACUCAAGAAUUUGUAGUAUCAAAGCUAUUUGUCUUCAGAUGGAACUUAAGAUUUCCUUCACAACUGCAGUGGGAGAGAUCACAGUGUUAUGCUGUAAAUGGACAUAGAGGCCUUUAAGCAUGGUGCUUGUUUACGACCACUUCUGAACCUUUACCAGCUAGAACAUUGGAUUAUCCAGACACAAGGUAUAAGAGGUUUGUGUCAUUCAGUUAUUGGAAUUUCGUGGUCAUAAUCUGACUUGGAAUGGUGUUGCUGCACUCAGUGGAUCCAGACAUACAGCAUUGUGGUUCUAUUUUGGUUUCUAGUGAAUGAUAUGUAGCAGAGUGGCACUUUCAUUUCUAAGGGACACUUUAAAAGGACUUCAGUUACAGUAUGUUGCUCAGAGUAAUUGUAAUAGCAAAGUGCCAGGAAGUGUUUUGUUUAGAUGAUUAAAAAUCCUGUUUUUAGAAUAUAUUUAAGACUGAAGAAAACAGGAUUUUCAAUGGCAUACAGUGUAUAAUAAUGUACAUAGUACUGGAUGACUAACUGUCAUUGAUGGAAACUGUCAAUACCAAACUGCUUCAUUUUUUCCUUUUCUCUUUGCUGAAAGCUGAAUUUUUAGACUAUGCUAUGCAAUACUGAAUUUUCUUUAGGCUGUAGUCUUCUCUCAAGCAUAUCUACAGAUUAAGCUUGUUUUUCUUGGUUUUUUGUCAUCUUCCUUUUUUUAAUUUCUUUUCCUUAAGGAUAUUCUUCCUGGUGAUUACUUUUUGUUAAUAAUUUUCUUGUUUGUUUUGUUUUGUUUUGUCUUUUGCUUUGUUUUGUUUUGUUUUAAUGUACAGGGAGCCAGCAAGAGUUGGCUUGAAAAUUUAAACUAUGAAAUAUUUGACAAUUUUCAUUGUAUAGAAUAUUGAGCUACUAGCUCAAAGUUGAAAGACUUCAUAAAUUUUUUUUGACUAAAUACUUUGUUGGGCAGUGCCUGAUAAGCUUCAAAGCUGCUUAGUUCAAUAAAAUUAUAUGAACAUUACAAAAUAUCACUGAGUCCAACAAUACUGUUUCAGAGAUAUCUUUAGAAUACGGUACCAUGCUACAUUUGCUUCUUGAAGCAUUUUGGACUUCUAUCAUGAUUGUCUUUGUAUAUGGAAGACAAGGAAAAUAGUCUAUCCUUCUUUGAUAGUGACUGCAGAAAUAAAUGGGGAUAUUUUGCUACUGCAGUGUAGAGUGUAGAUAGUUUGGAUCUCAGAAUGAAUCCACCUUCACAGUAAAUAAAUGACUUCUUGACCUCCUGUGACAGAAUUUUUGUCAGCCUGUAAAGGUAUUUUCAUUUCACAUGAAGGAAGUUUCUCCAAUCCGUUGCCUAGGUUUGUUUUUUGUAUUAGUAUUGUGGAAAAAAAAAACUUCCACCUCUACAGAGAACAUUUGGAUACAAUAUAGAACUAAUUAAGACUGGAAAAUAUCUUUUUUUAAAAUGAUUAGGCUAUGAUACGUAUUUUCAAAAGUCUGUAGGCUGAGGCAGUAUCAAAGUGAACACUUCGAUAAUUUUAGGGCACCAGAGACUUACAAAAUCAUGGUUCAGUUAAGGGAAACAAAUACAUAAAUCUCACUAAAACAGAGUUACCCACAAUCCUGAGAUAGUUCACUGUCAAUGGUUUGCAAUGGUUAUUUAUUGUCCUGACCACUGAGGAAAUUUACACAUUGCAAAUCAAUAAAGUAAUGACAUUCAGAGAAAUCUUGGAGAAGAUUUGACUAAGUGAACAUAUGAAUUAUUCUUCCCCCAAGAUGCAAAAGAUAAGAUCUAUUACUAUUAAAGAGAGUUGCACACACAAUCAAAAGAAUGAGACCCAUGGAUUUCUCUCAUAAUAGCUCUGGUUAGAGAUCCUUGUGUUUUAUUUCAAAGUACACAAUGCUUUAUAAGCUAUUGGAAAUAAUAAGAAGAAAUUCGCCAGUCUCCACUAAUCUUUAUAUUAUCCUUUCAUUUUUACAUUGUUACUUCAGUUCUGAGGCUGUAAGAUUUUUAAUUUUGCUUUGACUUUGUAGUCUAUUUUUUUUGGUGGGUUGUCUUAGCUUUCCUAUAGUUGUAUUUUCUUAUUUGUAUCAGGAAACAAGACCCAACAAAUAUUGUUUCACGAUAGUCAUCACUUAGAAAAUUAUUCUGAAUAUUUUUCCUGAAUAGAAGUUUAGUCUUCAUGCCUUCUCUUUCUCAUUCCACACUUUUUUCAGGCCUGUAGGACCAUGUGAAUCUGUUAUACAAAUAACUGGUUUAUACUACAAAAAACACCAACAAUUACUCUAGCAUGCCAGUUAUACUACUGGGCUUGAAGUUACAGAUUAGUUCAAUAUACAGCAGUUUAACGCUUAUAGCAAUCCAAGAUAUUCUUUGGACGUAUAUUAAUUUCUGAAUGUUAAAUAUUUUAAGAGUAAAAUUGUAUUUUUUCUCUGUAGGCGAAAUAUAUGUAAUCUGAAUUGAUGUUUCACGUAGCAUUUGUCAAGAAAUUUUAUCAUAGUUAAAGCAUUUGGAUCUAAUUUUCCUCAUUUUAAGAAAACCCCUGCUAUGUCAGUGGGCCAUAUCCUUAGCAUGCCCAGCCCAGUAUGGAAUAUAAUUCAUUCCUGUGUGCUGUGCAACUUCUCUUUGUGUGUGGCUGUAGCAGAAAAAAAAUAGUGUGUGUGCAGAUUUGACACUUGCUUUUCUUGCACAAGCAACAAUGAGAAAUAAGCCCUAUGUUGUAAUGAUGAAUGCUUAGGGCUUCUUAAGGGGAUGUUCUGCCUACACAGGGUCUGUGCAAUUUGCAGGGAUCAUUUACACCCUCAAAUUGGCAUGAGUGGGUUUUCUUUGGUACUUACAUAUUGUGUGGCCUCUGCAUUUCUCUCCCUCCUUAAUGCACAGAGCUAAGUCCUGCCAAAGGCCCUAUUCACUGCAGAGUUGUUUGUCUUUAAUGUACCAUAUUGUUCACUCCAGUUUUGAUCUGAUCUCAGACUGCUAUAUACAGAAAAAAAAAGCAUGGGGAUAUAACUAAAGAAACACAGUGUUUUUCUGUAUUUCUAUUGAUGCAAAGAUUUUUUCAUCGAAUAUAAUCAAUGGAUGGGCUUAACUCUGUUACUUUUUUUUUCUUUUUUUGAUUUGCAUAACUUUUCGUUUUAUUUUAAGUCCCUGAGUUAUGCUGCACUGCAGCAUCUCUUUCACAAGGCCUUUGAAAGGCAUGAGACAUUGCAAAGAGAACCAAAACUCACAGGCAAAAUUAAGAGUUUCUGAUUUAAUUCAGCUGAAAUAUGAAUUUGCAGGUUGGGGAUGCAUAUCUGUGCAUACUCAUUACACACUUGCUGUGUUUAUGUAUGAACAGUUCCCAAUAUAGAUGCAUUUUCACAGAACAUGAUCAUUUUGCUGAAUUUAGUAAGCGAUAUCAUUAACUUUGUUUAAAGACACACACAUGCACACUAGACCUUUGUGGGUGCAGCAUGUUUCCAGAUACAGUUAGAAAACUGAGUUUCUGUGUUGUUGGAUAGUUUCUUUUAAAAAAAAAAAAGAAAAAAAAAAGCUUGUCUGUAUGGUUCCGUUAUCUUGUCAAGCAAUCUGUAAAACCAAAUCUUCAGAUUUUCUAUUUGGUGUCAACUGUUCUGUAGUGAAAAAAUGGCUUUGUCUUGUAAUUGGCAAUGAAAUAAUAAUGCUUGGGAAAACAUUCAGAUGCUUCUAAUGGGGAAAACUGCCGAUUUUCACACAGUGCUUUUGCUAUGCAUGGUAUUAAGUUGGGAAAGUGAAUCCUGAUACUGGUUUUUUUCAGGGUCACUUUAGAAAUGGGCAGCUCAAAGCAUAAUGCCUCCCAUGGGACAAGGUUACAAAGUGCAACAUUUUAUGUAGAGUCAUGUUCUGUUCACUGCAGCUGAGACUAAACUGUAGGAGUUGGUAAGGUUACAUUGCACUUGUCCUGAUGAGAUUGCAUUAGCUGCCCAAGAUGCUGCUAUUUUUUUUUUUAUUCUUGUUUUUUGAAAAUAAAGCUCUGUUCUGUUACAUGUCUUUAAAACAUUAAGAUUGCUUUGUUUUAAAAUUGUCGUUGAGGAGGUGGAGAGUAAAGCAGAUUGUAAAUUGCCUUUACAAGGCAACAGUGAAAACAUGCCUCCUUAAAAUUUUGUUCAAGCUGUAGAAUUGAUGGAGCUGUGUCUUGUUUUUGAGUUGCUUUAAAAAUGUAAUAAGUCUUCAAGCAGAAUAAAGGUUGUUUUGAAACAGCA